AUUUGAAUCAAGCUUAAAAGGAACCCAAUGUAACUUUAAACUUUUUCUCCGGCUCCGUGGCGCUCGAACAUCUCUCACAAUGGUAGCUACUUCUUUGCUUGUUAAGUUGGCUUUAUUGCCUUGUCUGGUUCUUGGUUCUUCUCUUGCGCCGAGGGCGAAGGAGUUUGACUAUGAUUCCUUGACUCUUCGUGAAGUUGGUGCUCGUAACACUCUUGACUGGCGUGUUUGGCUGGAGAAAGAUGGGCAGCCUAUUUCCUUCUGGCACGAUAUUCCUCUGUACCCUGAGAAGGGCAACAAUCGCAUCGUGAGCUACGUUGUUGAGAUUCCCCGAUGGACAGACGGCAAGAUUGAGACCCGCCGUGAUGAGCCUCUGAACCCUAUCUUCCAUGAUGACAAGAAGAAGGCCCCUCGUUUCGUUGAGAGUGUCUGGCCUCACAAGUCAUACCCAUUCCACUAUGGGUCAAUUCCCCAGACUUGGGAGAGUCCCAACUUUGACCACGAUUUCACUGGAUACCCUGGUGACAACGAUCCUAUUGAUCUGUUCGAUAUCACUGAAGCACCUGCCCACGUUGGACAGGUCAAGUCUGUCAAGGUCCUUGGUGGCCUUGCAUUGAACGAUGGUGGCGAGACUGACUGGAAGGUCAUUGCCGUUGACACCAAGGAUCCCCUUGCUGCUCUAGUCGACUCCGUCGAGGACCUCGAAAAGUACCGCCCAGGUCUAGCCAAGACCUUCUACAACUGGUUCACCUACUACAAGGUCCCCCGCGGCGACAGUGUUCUCGAGAUCGUUGGCGGCGACUACCAAAACGCCAAGUUCAUGGCCAAGACCAUCAAGAGCAGCCACGGCGACUGGCAAGAUCUCGUGCGCGGAAAGGUUGACUCCAACGAGAUCAACUACAACCAGACAAGCACCAAGAGCUACAAGAGCUAUGUCAAGAGCAAGGACGCUACCAAGAAGUUCGGCAUUCCUGUCAAGUCCAAUGUUCUUCCUGCUGCUGAGAGACCGGCGAAGUAUGAUUUGUGGUAUUACCUUGAUAAGGACUACAAGUUGAUCCAGCUUCCUAAGAACUGAAACAACGCAGCGCGACUUCGUGUUGAAAACGCAUAUUAGACUAUUAUAAUUCUAUAGAACAUAUUGAAACGUGUUUCUCGUAA
Fusarium oxysporum Fo47 is the source of this 1155-nucleotide messenger RNA. Its product is annotated as inorganic pyrophosphatase. The transcript is spliced from 7 exons. The coding region runs from base 80 to 1072 and encodes 330 amino acids. Gene Ontology annotation, cellular component: cytoplasm; nucleus. The record is from RefSeq and is a predicted model, not a curated record. Gene Ontology annotation, molecular function: inorganic diphosphate phosphatase activity; magnesium ion binding. Gene Ontology annotation, biological process: phosphate-containing compound metabolic process. NCBI's taxonomy places the organism in Eukaryota, Fungi, Ascomycota, Sordariomycetes, Hypocreales, Nectriaceae.